CUUUCUUCCUCAAUAGUAAUAUUUUUUUUUAAUUUAAAUAAAAAAGUAAAUAAAAAAAUCACCAUGGCUAGCGCAAGAAGCUUGGUAGCCAAGGCAAGUGAAGUAGGGUUAGCAAUUGUAAUGAUAGCCUUGGUGUUGGACUCUUGUGUGGCCAAUGGUGAAUACCUCGGCGGCCGUCGUGCCCUAGCCGCCGCCGGAAACCCUGCCGUUUUUGACAUUACUCAGUACGGUGCUGUCGGGGACGGCAAGACCAACAAUUUCAAGGCAUUUUUGAACGCAUGGAUCAAGGCAUGUCAGAGCGCCGUGCCAGCAAAGCUAGUGGUACCAAAGGGAACGUUUGUGUCGGGACCGAUGGUGUUCGCCGGACCAUGCAUGAGCCAAGUGACGGUGGAGGUUCAAGGAACGGUGAAAGCCACACCAGGCGUGCAGGGUUUCGCCACGCAAGAGUGGAUCUUGUUCGAGCGAGUGGACAACCUCGUACUCAGAGGAGAUGGCACUUUCGACGGAAGUGGAGAGGUCGCUUGGAGGGACCAUGCUUGCAACAAGGGCGGCAACUGCAAGCUCCCACCCACUACGCUAAAGUUCAGGGAAAUGAGCAACACUGAGGUACAAGGCAUCACAUCGUUAAACAGCAAGGCCUUCCACAUGUUCCUGGUCAAGACAACCAACACAACCAUCCACAACGUCAAACUGAUAGCACCGGACGAUAGCCCCAACACGGACGGAGUCCACCUCAGCAACGCCGACUCCGUCAAGAUCCUCGACAGCUACAUCGGGACAGGAGACGACUGUGUCUCCGUUGGCCGUGGCUCCAACGACGUGACCGUGGAACGCGUGGUCUGCGGUCCAGGUCACGGUUUCAGCGUCGGCAGCCUCGGAAAGUACAAAGGCGAGGAAGACGUCAGCGGCAUCACCGUAAGAAACUGCACCUUGAACGGUACCGACAAUGGAGCGAGGAUCAAGACUUGGGGAGGGUCAGACGCGAGCAAGGCCACCGACAUUACAUUCGAGGACAUCAUCAUGAAUAACGUCAAGAACCCAAUCAUCAUCGAUCAAGAAUACGGCUCAAGAGGAGGGCCAUCGAAAGUGGAGAUAAGCAACGUUUUAUUCAAGAACAUAAGAGGGACAUCGGUCACAAAGGACGUGAUACAGUUCGUAUGCAGCACGGCGGUUCCAUGCAAAGGGAUAAACGUGGUGGACAUAGACAUUGCGUACACAGGCAAGCCCAUAGGAGGGAAGGCCGGCGCAUCCAUCGUGGGGGCUAUCUGCAACAAUGCCAAGAUCAUCUUCGGUGGCCACCUUAGCUUUCCUGUGUGCCCUCCUUGAAAUUAACCUCUACUCCACUUGAUUUUUACCAUGCGAUGAUUUUUAGAUGGAUGUCGGUGAUUUUAUCACAAUUCAAUUCAUUUAUAUAAUAUAACAAAUUUGUUUUUCAUC
This is a messenger RNA of Tarenaya hassleriana, 1437 nucleotides long. RefSeq names its product exopolygalacturonase clone GBGE184-like. NCBI's taxonomy places the organism in Eukaryota, Viridiplantae, Streptophyta, Magnoliopsida, Brassicales, Cleomaceae. Gene Ontology annotation, molecular function: polygalacturonase activity. The transcript has 4 exons. Gene Ontology annotation, biological process: carbohydrate metabolic process. Bases 64 to 1326 code for a protein of 420 amino acids. The record is from RefSeq and is a predicted model, not a curated record.